AUUAGAAAAAUCAAUUAUAGAUGACAAAAAUCUUCGAAGAAUGAACCUUUUUGAUAGUACUUGUAUAUAUACAUAAAAAGUCACUGUUUAUGUUAUCUAAAUAUGAAUAUUUUCCAGAUAUCAUUCCUUCACCACCUCCUCAUACUCUACUAAUGCCACUAAAAUCAGAAAACAAUGUAAAAAGCAAAGGUAAGGUUUAUAGACCAACAGCUCUACCAAAAAAUCUUAUAGUGGAAAUCAAACGCGGCGUGAAAUUGAAGCCGGUGAAGCCAGUAGUUUCAGUAAUAGAAAAUCCAAAAAUAAACGAAAAUGAUUUUGAAAGAAUGAACCCAUUAGGUAUUCCAAUGUUUCGUCGGGCAAGUAUGAUGUCGAGCAGUUCUAGCUCCGAUACGUCAUCGGAAUACUUUUCUCUAGAUGAAUGGGAUAACUAAAUAAAAAUUAAUCGAAAAGUAAAACUUGAAUAAACAAUGGCAAGUGGUAAUUAAUAAGUCAACCGCCCCUGAGCAUAGUUACUGUGUA
This is a messenger RNA of Daktulosphaira vitifoliae (grape phylloxera), 519 nucleotides long. RefSeq lists its product as uncharacterized. The coding region runs from base 90 to 431 and encodes 113 amino acids. The record is from RefSeq and is a predicted model, not a curated record. The transcript has 2 exons. NCBI's taxonomy places the organism in Eukaryota, Metazoa, Arthropoda, Insecta, Hemiptera, Phylloxeridae. Gene Ontology annotation, molecular function: actin binding.